GAACGCCUAAAACGCUUUUGUACUGUAGUCAUCUUUUGUAUUAUCCGGGUAACCGUCAAUUUGUUGCUUCCCCGGCUUUGACUUUGUUUACGACAUGUCUAUUCGUCGGUUCUUCAAGCCUGCUGAUGCUCUUUCGUCGCCGAAACAACCAAGACUACAAAGCUAUUCGUCCAGCGAAUCGGACGUCGAAAUCUCGGUCGAGUUGGAAGAGGAAGUCGCACAGUCCAGCGAUGAAAGCGAAGUUGAGCUGCUGUCAACAGCUGACUCUCUGGGCAAGAGUUCCUCUUCAAAGCAGUCGUCGCGUUCGCGAAAAUCGUCUUCGUCGACGUCAUCGAAGCAGUCGGUGGGAUUUCGUUCCGAGUGGCGAGUUGGUCAAAUGGAAUGGCUUCGUUACGACAGCCAAAGCAAAGGCAUGCUUUGCGUUUUGUGUCAGAAGCAUGACAAGACCGCCGAUCUUACAGACUGAAGGAAGAUACGUUAGAUGCUUUAUUACGGAUCGCAGUGGAAGGUCCAGAUGUUGCCGAGUUUCCUUUUCACUCGGCUGUGAAACUGUGGGCCAAGAAAAAAAGAGACGUAUCUUUCGCGAUAGGUGAUAAGCUUAGUCAUUAUGGUUACUCUCGCACAAUUCGAUUGUCGAAUAAAAGUAC
Molecule: messenger RNA, 647 nt
Organism: Corticium candelabrum
Lineage: Eukaryota; Metazoa; Porifera; Homoscleromorpha; Homosclerophorida; Plakinidae
Exons: 1
Coding region: 95-466 (123 amino acids)
Source: RefSeq, a predicted model, not a curated record